Molecule: messenger RNA, 3099 nt
Organism: Limanda limanda (common dab)
Lineage: Eukaryota; Metazoa; Chordata; Actinopteri; Pleuronectiformes; Pleuronectidae
Gene: klhdc4
Product: kelch domain containing 4
Exons: 13
Coding region: 103-1902 (599 amino acids)
Molecular function (GO): protein binding
Source: RefSeq, a predicted model, not a curated record
AGGUCUGCGUGUGUUGAUCUGUUUCCACGUGUCAGUGGAUUCAUUCAGACUCAAACCAGCGGAUUUAAACAGAUUAAAUAUAAUAACAUCCAAACAGCAGCGAUGGGUAAGAAAGGGAAGAAAGAGAAGAAGGUGAAGGGAGCAGAGAAAACCGCGGCCAAGAUGGAGAAGAAGGUUUCAAAGAGAAGCAAACGAGAGGAGGAGGAUCUGGAGGCUCUCAUAGCUGAGUUCCAGACUCUGGAUGGGAAGAAGACUCAGGUCGUGGAGACGACGUGUCCUCCUCCGUCCCCGAGAUUGAGUGCGUCUCUCUCUCCUCAUCCGGAGAAGGAUGAACUCAUCCUGUUCGGAGGAGAAUUCUUCAACGGAAAGAAGACGUUUCUGUACAACGACCUGUUUUUCUACAACAUCAAGAAGAACACGUGGGUGAAGUCGGACAUCCCCAGCCCUCCUCCACCGCGCUGCUCCCACCAGGCGGUGGUGGUUCCCCAGGGUGGGGGCCAGCUCUGGGUGUUUGGGGGGGAGUUUGGUUCUCCCAAUGGGGAACAGUUCUACCACUACAAGGACCUGUGGGUGCUGCACCUGGCCACACACACCUGGGAGAACAUCAAGGCGACCGGCGGUCCGUCGGGUCGCAGCGGACACCGGAUGGUCCUCAGCAAGAAGCAACUGCUGGUGUUUGGAGGUUUCCAUGAGAGCACCAGGGAUUUUAUCUAUUACAACGACGUCUACUCAUUCUCCCUGGAAACCUUUUCCUGGUCACGCCUCUCUCCGUCAGGCUCCGCCCCCGCUCCACGCUCGGCCUGUCAGAUGAGUUCCACGCCCGACGGCAAGGGCGUCCUCAUCUACGGCGGAUACUCCAAAGUUAGAGUGAAGAAGGAUGUGGAGAAGGGAACCAUCCACUCGGACAUGUUCCUGCUGAAGCGAGAGGGUAAAGAUGGACAAGAGAAGUGGUCCUGGUCCAGGGUGAGCACCUCGGGCAGCAAGCCUCAUCCUCGCUCUGGCUUCUCGCCGGCGAUGGGCCCGGCCGGGCGGGCGGUGCUGUUCGGUGGAGUGUGUGAUGAGGAAGAGGAGGAGACACUGGAGGGCGACUUCUACAACGACCUGCACCUGUUUGACACGGUGAAGAACCGCUGGUUCCCCGGCGUGCUGCGGGGAAACAAGACGGAGAAGAAGAAGCGACGCAGGGGGAAGAAGGAGGGAGCAGAGGGGGAGGGAGGAGAGAUGGAGGGGGAGGAGGGGGAGGAGGCGGCGCCACAAGGACCCACUGAGGUCGUCAAGGAGAUCGUCACCGAGGACGGCACCGUGAUGACCAUUAAGGAAGUGAUCCCUGGAGCUCAGGAGGAAGAGGAGGAGGAAGAGGAGGAGGAGGAGGAAGAGGAUGAAGCUUCAGCCUCCGUGAACCUGGUGGAGCCGUGCCCGCGGUCCAGCGCCAUGGCAACCGUGCGUCAGGGCAAGCUCUUCCUGUUCGGAGGGAUGUUCGAGGUCGGUGACCGGCAGUUCACCCUGAACGACUUCUACAGCCUGGACCUCAACAAGAUGGACCAGUGGGAGACGCUGGUUGAGAUGGAUCCGAAGACACAGGAGUGGCUGGAAGAGUCUGAGUCAGAGGAGGAUGAAGAGGAGGAGGAGGAGGAGGGGGAGAAGAAGCUGAAAGGAGCAGAAGGAGCAGAAGGAGGAGAAGUGGAGGAAGACGAGUCUGAAGGGGAAAGUGACGAUGAGGAAGAUGAAGAUGAAGAGGAGCACCCGGCCGUGCAGGAGGCGGAGUCAGUGACUGAUUAUCAGACCCGGACGGAGACGUACUGGACGGGACUGGCCCGAACUAAGAUGGGUCCUGACAUCAAGGACAAGAAGGUCGCAAAGGUCGCCCUCGCCAUGGCUAAAGUCUUCCAUGAAGACCAGUAGUGGAGAAAACGCCAAACUGUUGUGUGUGUGUGCGUGUCUGUGUGUGUGUGUGUGUGUGUGUGUGUGUAAUGUUACUGCCAACAAUUACGUAAUACAAGUGAGAUUUCAAAACAAGGACAUUUAACCAUCUUCCUACUGUUAAACAUUUACAGGUUAUUUUUUUAUUUCGGGUUUAUACGAAUAUUUUAUUAUUGUUUUUUUCAAGAUCAACAUCAGUUUUCAUUUAAAUGAAAUUAAAACUAAACUGAAAUAAACCUUUUUAAUGCUGCUGCCGUCACUUUGAAACCACAGUGCUGAAGGAAGCUCACAGAGAAUUGGUUGUUAGUAACAGACAGAAGAAGUCAGAGGAAACAACUUUUGUACAUUUUUUAUUUCUUAUGGUUGUGUGCUUUUAUUACAUGUGUUAAUUUGUCUUUUUCACGGUAUUGGAAGUAUUUUUGUGCACUUAUUUUAAACUCCAGUUCUGCCGAUUCAGGUGAAAAUUCCCUGUGGGUUUGUCACGAAAACGUUUAUUCUCGUGUUUACAAGAAUCCAACACUUAUGGAGGAGGAGUCUGUGUUUUACACUGAACAACAAACUGUAACCACAAGCUCAGAGAAGCAGCGUUAGAAAGUUAAGACAAAAACUAAAAAGGACCACAUGUCUGUGUAUUUGUAAACAGGGACUGUCUCCACCUGGUGGACAUGUUGGUCAACGCAGUCAGUCACAGGUGGACGGAGGUCAUGUGACAGCUCAGAUUGACGACUGCUCCUGAGAGAAAGUUCAAUUUGAAUGUAUGUUUCAAUAGAAAUGAAACUAGAAGGACAUUUGAGGAGAGGAAACUUUCACCGAGGACCAAAAGUCCCAUCAUUAAACAUCAUUUAAAUUCAUAACAUCCUGAUUCCUUAUUGAGAUCAACACUAAAUUACAAAUACAAACAGACGAGAGCUUUUCAUCAAUAUCCAUGAGUCAUUCCCGUGGGAACUGGAGAAAAUGCUGAAGUAAAGUGGGAAGUUGAGCUUCUUGGCCGACGUGGAAAAUUCGUUGGGUAGUUUUUGAAUAAAUCUGCGAACAAAUAAAACAAACCAAAACCAAUAAACCUGUCGUCACUGUUUGUUUAUCUUAAUUCUUACUUUUCUCUUCCAAAGCCAAACCCCACAGUUUAAUGUUUGAAAAUUAAAACUAUGUGUUACAGUUCAAAUAAAAACAUAAUUCAUC